Esox lucius (northern pike) is the source of this 3761-nucleotide messenger RNA. Its product is annotated as small membrane A-kinase anchor protein. The transcript is spliced from 2 exons. The coding region runs from base 199 to 729 and encodes 176 amino acids. Gene Ontology annotation, molecular function: protein kinase A regulatory subunit binding. Lineage: Eukaryota; Metazoa; Chordata; Actinopteri; Esociformes; Esocidae. The record is from RefSeq and is a predicted model, not a curated record.
AUUAAUUGCAAUCGAAAGUGUUAAACAGAUACAAAUGACAUACAAGCUAUACCCGGCGUCAUAACCUUAGGUCAAAUAAGCAACGAUUUCAUCGAUGACCUGUGGAUAGUCUCCCUUGGAAUUGGCGAAUGUGUUCUCCAAGUCGGCUAGUAAUGAUUUUGAGAAGCUAAAUCGAUAUAUGCAUGGAAUUGCUACACAAUGUGGUAUGGUGUAACAUGGGAUGCUCAGUUUGGUAACUUUGAGAGAAGCAUGACUAAUGCUGUCGCUGCCUUUCAAGUUUCCAGUUCAAGACCUUGGACGUGUAUACUGACGUUUGAAGCCGAGGGGACAAAGCGGAGCUCGGUCCAGAUGGGAAACAGCCUCCUAGCCAUCACUUCUCGACCAGAACCAGUCUCCCUUCAACACACUCACCGGCUCCUGUCUUCCUCCUUUCUGAAAUCCAUGAUACAUUAUAUAAUGGGAUGUGUCAAAUCCAAGAAGAACAAUCCAACCCAGUAUGCCAACUCAGUGGAGAAUGCGGACAACAAGCCUGGGAAGCGGCAGUCCGACAACGUGCUGCUUGUCCACUCAGACACGGGGCCAGUGGACGACUCUUCCCGUGUGUCCCCCAUCCUACUGGAGUACGCCCAGCAGCUGUCGGAGGAGAUAGUGGCACGAGCGGUACAGCAGUGGCUAGAGCUGGACCGUCGAUACAGUGACAUCCCUUACAUUGAAUGUGACGUGCCGUGACAUCCACCGUGUCUCCCUUUCUCCUCUGUCUCUUUACGGGAUGAGGAAGUACCACAGAAGCAUUUCUGUUCUGAGAUUCACAUUGUCCCUCUAGAGAGAAGAGGACUACUGGGCAGCCUAAAGACAAGCAGUUGGCACUCAGUAUAUGGUUUAACCUUUAAUCUCACUCCUACUAGCUGGAAAUCACAAGAUGUUGAUGCCGUCUUAUGGUCCAAAGCCAUUUUGUCUGUUUAAUUCACACUUGGAUGGUUUUACUUCUCUGAUGACAUUUUGACAUUGGCUAAUGAACAAAGGCAUGGCUACAGCUUUGACAUUCUAGACCAUAUGCUUGCCUUUGGCAUUAUCUAGAUAGGAGUUCCAAGUGGAUGUGUUUGGUUACACUUCUUUCAAUCUUAGGAAUCAACAAAGAAUUAAAAAUGAAUCCUGCUUUGGAAACAACCGGUUCUGCCUCCUAGUGAAUCUACCAUUUCUGCUUGAUGUGCCAUCCUCAAGCGACAGUUUGUGUAAAUGCUGAAAGUUAUUAAAAGGCCCCUCAAGCAUUAGUUGCUUGUGGAGCCAGAAGGUACUGUACAGCACCUUAUUUAUCAGCCUUCCCAGAUAGAAUCUCAGAGGUAAUUGGAUAUCAGCCUCCCAUCUUGUGGUCCAAAAUCAAGGGAAACUCAUUCUUAAUUUCACCAAAGAAUCAGGCCUGAUGAUGAGCUGGAGCAACUAUGGACCUCACAACGGUCACAUUGAUAAGACAAUUCAAUAAGAAAUGUAUGUUUUCAGGAUUCUUCCAUUCAGUUAAUUUAAAUGACAAUACAACUAGUUCUAUAGACCACGAGAAUCAAGAUACAGAUUUCCAAAUUGACAUACUUGGCACCUAUACCUAAAGAGUGCUUGGUUCACAAAUAUGCAUUUCACAAAUAUCCAACGCUUAAAGGCCAUGGAAUUUGAGUGCAAAUUGCUUCUUAAAAUAGCAUGAUGCUAACUCAUCAUGAUGCUAUUUUAACAGGUCAUAGGUCCACAUACUGAUGUCUUGGCUUUUGAGAUGUUUGGAAUAAGGGACCACAACUGCCAAAGUUCAUACAAGCACAAAUAUUUUUUAAUGGGCUUUCUCAUGAGGUUGAUGUGGUAGAAUGAUGUGGCAAUUUUCCUGCGCUUUAAGCAGGCUGCUAUUGUAUACAAGAUGAAUAACAAGCCAUUACUUCACUGGCAUUUGAGACUUUUAGGACGUUUACAUGUGAAUCUCAAGAAAGAACUCAGCUGCAUAUUUGGUGGUGAUGUGCUUUUAAUGUUAUGCCCAAAGGUCCAUUGCAUUUAAAAACAACCAAUAUAUAACAUUAGCACUAAUCUGGGUCAAGCGGUUAAUCUUUUGAAAUAUGAUAUAAACAAACAGUAAAGCUUACUUGAUUUUUUCUCUUCUCCAUAUUGUAUUCUGAAAUCUGAAGUACUGGGAAAUGGAAGGUUCUUAAAUCAGACUUAUGUUAACCCUGUUUCAGCUACACGAAAAUGGAAACAAAAUUAAAAUACAAAUAAAGAGGGAAACUUGAGUUAAUUUUUUUUUCUUUAAGGUUCAUUUGCACUUGAAAUUACACAAUAAGUUACAUUGUAGACAUGUAGCUCUAUGAAAUAUGCAGUUACUAGUGAAUGUCUGCACACACCAUUCCAUGUUUGUUGCUUACCAGAUGCUCCUGUACAGAGCAACUAUGGUUAAGUGCUUUGCUCAAGGGUGCAACGUUUUUAACCUAGUUCGCUAAGAGAUUCAAACCAGCAACCUUUUUAUUCGCUGGCUCCAAGCUCUAACCAUCUGCUGCUUUUCAUUGGCUUGUAAUUAUUGUUCACACAAAUUACAAAAUACAUUGUAAUUUUUUACAUUGUAAUUUUGUUCCAAAAAAACAUUUUUGGAACAAAAUCCCCUCAAAAGGUCUGGUACUGAUAUUAGCAUUUUUUAUGCAUUCAUGCUCAAAUAAUUUGAUUCAUAUUUACAGUUGAUUAUAAAGCAUAAUAAAAUGACAGCAGGGAAGUCUAGAGUUUAGAGCAUCUGACCAAUGAUGAAUGUUGAAUUGAAUCCUGAAGCUGACACGGUUAAAGAUAUAAUCCUGUCCCUAAACAAAGCAAUUAAACCACAUUGUUCCCAGGUCUUUGUUGAAAAUAAGAAUGUGUCUGAGUCAUACUUGCCUAUUAAACUGUUAAAAAAGGCACUUCGAUUAUUAUACCUAUGUUGUUUUCAAAAUUGCUGAAGCUCAGUAAAUUUGUUUGGGAGUCAUUGAGGGAUGACAAUAUUCAAACAUUAUCUCUAAUUCAAAUUAGGAUUGAGAUCAUGGGAACAUUCAGAAACUGUCAAAACCUUUUUGAAUACAAUUCUGGCGUUUCUUUGGCAUUAAAUAUUGUAGCAACCUUGGUAAGGCCACUACUUGCCCCUCCAAUGGGGACAUCCCUAUUUGGAGCAGUGGGUAGUGCGCCCGUCUGGGCAGUUGAAGGUUGCAGGUUUGAGACACUGCCCGCCUGAUGCCAUAAUAUGUGAGUCUUUUGAAAGAAUAUAAUUAUCUUGGGUUUAAUUUUCUUUAAAAACCUAACCCUGCGAUAGUUGAAAGUAUACUAAAACAAUAUUCCACCAAAAUAAAAACAGAAAUUAGAAUGCAAAAGAUACUAAAGAUGCUGAAUGUUCCAGGGUGGUCAAGUUAGAAGAACUGUGGUCUAACAGUGAAUUACAACCAGGUUUCUCAAUGCUUUCAGUUUUAAAGAAAUACAAGGUAUACCAAAUAUCAAAGCCUGAAUCAACUACGUGAGACUGGGAUUCUUAGGUACAGCAUACAUGGUUAUUCCUUCUUUCUAAUGUCAAUAUCGGUAACAAUGGCGAAAUGUCAACUGAGUUACAGUAAUAUCUUGUAACAGUCUUUCCGGUCAACUCUUCAGUUUGAUUACAUGUAAAGAGUUUUCGGUUUAAAGACAAAAUACAGUAUAUUAAUAUAAUAUUUUACCUGCAGCCCUUUAGAGGUCUGUAAGUAAUGUGACAAUGUGACAUCAAUAAAGUUGAAAAAUGCACCUUC